This is a messenger RNA of Paracoccidioides lutzii Pb01, 195 nucleotides long. RefSeq lists its product as hypothetical. The transcript is spliced from 2 exons. The record is from RefSeq and is a predicted model, not a curated record. Bases 1 to 195 code for a protein of 64 amino acids.
AUGCCCCUAGGCCCCAAGGCUGAAACAGAUUGCAGCCGUUCUGUAGUAGAACGUAACAAGCUGAAGCAAGGAGCAAAGGGUUUGUCAAUGGCUUCAUAUGAUGCAACUGAAGUGGAGAGCGCCAGCCAACCAGUGCCCCAUCGAUUUGAAGUUCUCCUUUGGAGGGAUCGCCAACCAAAGUUGAUGGUUAGUUAA